Messenger RNA from Boleophthalmus pectinirostris (great blue-spotted mudskipper), 1869 nucleotides. RefSeq names its product lysophosphatidylcholine acyltransferase 2-like. The transcript is spliced from 2 exons. The record is from RefSeq and is a predicted model, not a curated record. The coding region runs from base 110 to 337 and encodes 75 amino acids. Gene Ontology annotation, molecular function: calcium ion binding. Lineage: Eukaryota; Metazoa; Chordata; Actinopteri; Gobiiformes; Gobiidae.
UUAUUAUUCAUUUUGUUUCCAGCUGUUUGACACAGACGAGGAUGAGAAAAUCACUCAUGAGGAGUUCACUGCUCUUCUGCGCUCUGCUCUGGGUGUGUCCAGUCUCAACAUGACCAAGCUCUUCAAGGAGAUUGAUGCAGACGGUUCUGGCUUUAUCACAUUCAGUGAAUUCCAAGCCUUUGCACUGAGACACCCAGAGUAUGCCAAACUCUUUACUACGUACUUGGAGCUUCAGAGAUACCAGGCCAUUCAGGAAGCCUCACCUGGGGAUCUGGAACUGAGCGGUCACGGCAUUUCAGAGAUGGAGGACAGUAUCUCAGACAAGAAAGAUGACUGACAACUUGGAGUGAGGAGUGACAAGGGUAACACUCAUCUCAGAAAUCUCAAUAGUGUUUUUUUUUUUUUUUUGACUCCAACCAAAUUAAUUAUGUUGUUCACAACACAUUUGCUAUUAAGAUCCUUCACCACAUUGGCAGGACCAAUUUAAGAAGUUUUAUCAUAAUGUUUUUAUUAUUUUAUUAACAAAAAAUGGGCAAUAUCUGUACACUGGGAUUAUAUUUUAAUACAUAAUCUCUGUAGAAUAUAGACAAAAAAGUGGACAAUGUUCUUAUUACAUACAUUUUGAUGCCAUACAAACAAGAGUUAACCCUGAGUUGUUAUUUGUCAUAACGUCAUGCAAUGGUUACAUACUUUUUUUCUAAAACAUUGCUUGUGAGCUUCUGCUAUGAAUUAUAGUGCCUUAUAUUUUAAACCCACUAAGGUCUUAAACGGAUGUAGAAUAUGAGUUACGAUCACACCUCAUUUCUCUUCACUUCAUUUCAAGCAACCAGUUGUAUUGAGUCCUAUAUGAACUGAGCGCUUCUUCAUUGUGGUUUCCUGUAAAUAGGUGUGAAAUUUACUACAUCGACAUAAUUUUUAAACAGAAGCAAAGACUCCUUGUGUUCCUGUGUUGCAGUAUAAUUAGUACUUCAUUAUGAUCUCCUAUUGCUAGCCCACCAUGUUCUGUCUACUACACAUGCUGUGUUUUACACUUUUUGCUGCGCUCAGGGACACAGACCGUUGUAAGAUAUAAUUAGCCAGAGGUUUGCUUUGCAUGUGUAUCCAUUUGCAUUUCCACUGAAGAUUCGUGUUGCUGAGUUUGCAGUACAGGUUUAACUUUGUGGAUUUACUAAAACAAAUCCACUGUGGAAAAAAAUAGGGCAAUUUGUGAGCAAAAAGGCAACAGCUCUCCACGCAUAUAUAACAGUCCAGCAGGGUAUAUAGUUAUUUAUACUGUGCAACCAUUAAAUCAUUAUUUUCUCUUUUUGUUAAUACAGCAAAUUUUCUGUUCAAAAUAAACCACUUUGCAUUUUUUUUUUACAUUUUUGCUUUUUAUUAAAUUACUAAGAAAUGCUGUACAAACUAAUUAGAUACAUAUGUAAAUAAUUCUCAUUCUCACCACCAGGUGCCAGUAGUUACCUGUAUAAAGUUAUCCUUGUAUUGUCUUAGUUAUAAUCUUAUAUAUUUAUACCUAAAGGUAUAAGGUAAAUAAGAAAUAUAUAAAUUCAUUUGGGCUUAAAAGAUAAACAUCUAAAAAGAUACUUUGACUAUUACAAAAGCAAAACAAACAAAGAAUAGCAUAUAAUGAUACACUGAUUCUGAAGGUCAAUAUGAACAGGGAUCUUAUGUGCUUUGAAAUGUUUUUUUGUUUUUUUACUGACAUGACAAACUAUGGUUGUAAAGGGGGACUGUACCAAGCAAAUGUUGUAAGCCAACUGUUUGUGCCAAGUACAACUGAAUCUGUCAAAGUGACAUAUUCUAUCCUACAUGGUCUUACAUUUUGACAUUUCAAGAAUUAUUUUCAAUAAAUAAAUUAUAUGUCGAUGUUGA